AUUCUGACAUAGAAUAUUGAUAUGUAUUAAUUUCUUUGGCUAACCAUCCACCUGUUUUUAGUCUCUUUCUUCUCUCCGCAAACUUUCUUCGUUGAUUCCCUCCUUCUCCGGCGUGGUUUCACCAUGACUCGUGGAAAUCAAAGAGAGCGGGACAGAGAAAGGGCUCAGGCUCGUAACAGUGGCAAAGGUAAGAAUAAAGAUGAUGGCUUGACCCCAGAACAGCGCCGAGAAAGGGAUGCAAAGGCGCUUCAAGAAAAGGCAGCAAAGAAGGCAGCACAGGCAGCAGGGGGUAGCGAACCUGGAGGUAAAAGUAACAAGAAAUAGGAAUAAUCUGAUCUAUGGGUUCUGUAACUUAAAUUUUGUGCUAUUUGAUCCGUUUGUAACAUCUAUGUUUAAUGUUAAACUAUGAGUUUUAUUCUUCUAUUCUCUUUUUCAAUAAAAUUGUAAGUGUGAAUUCCUAUGACUGAUAUGUGGAAUAUGAUGGAUCUUUUUGGUAUGUA
Sesamum indicum (sesame) is the source of this 500-nucleotide messenger RNA. RefSeq lists its product as uncharacterized. Lineage: Eukaryota; Viridiplantae; Streptophyta; Magnoliopsida; Lamiales; Pedaliaceae. The record is from RefSeq and is a predicted model, not a curated record.